UCCGUUUUCAUUAAAUUCCGUUAAUUAAAUAUUCGAUAAGUUUCUUUAAAUCAAAAAAAAAGAAGAAAUCUUCAAAUAACAACAGAUAAUCAUCAACAAUAACAAAAUCAUGUCAACAUCAGUGGUCCAAAUGAUGGACAUAUCGACCGCUGGUGCUGCUACUACCGCCCACCAACGCCGAACAACAACCUCAGCCGCUAAUUCACUUGAUUCAACAAACGGAUCAUCAACGACCAAUCUUCAUCAUCAUCAUCAUUUGAUUCAUAAUCAUCAUUACCAAAAUCUUUAUAAUAACAAUAAUAACGGUCCGAUUAAUUUUGCCAUGAAAUUUUUCAAUAACAAUAACAACAAUAAUAUUGUGGUAAAUGCUAAUCGCAAAAAUAUUGCAACAUCCAUAACAUCAUCAACAGCAUCUUCGACAACUUCAUCAUCAUCAUCAUCAUCAUCACCUGCCGCUUUAACAACACCAACUAGUUCACCACAAGUGAAGAUUAAAUUAGAACCACGUGUACCAAGUCCAUGUACAGCCGAUUUAGUUUGUAUGGCUGUUAAUGGUAGUACAGCCGCAACAACGGCUGGUUCUAAUACAAGUACCGGUACCGGUGCAAAAUCUACAAAUAUAGCACGUCUACCACAUUUGAAUGGUGGGGGUGAUACUGCAUCCGUUUCGGGUAGAUCUCCAUCUAAUAUCAAAGAUCUCUCAUUAUAUCUGUCGACGAAAGGACAACAACAACAACAGCUUUUGAUCACAACAGCCAAUGGUGGUAUAGCCAAUAUUUCUACUACCACCAAUCAACAUAACAAACAAGAAUCUCAGGAUAAUCAUAAUAAUCAUUCAUCUUUAUCAUCUGGUCAUCAACAUUUAACGCCUUCAACAUUGACAACAAAGCCACCGGUUAUGUUGACCAUUCCGAAUGGUGAUGAUCAACCGCCUCCAUUGUUAAUGAACAAGAAUCAUCAUUAUCGACAAAAUUCUCAAUCACCGCCAUCAAUGUUGACCUCAUUAUCAUCAUCACCAACAUCAUUACCAUCGCCAUCAUCAACAACAAAUGGUCAUUUUUCCAUUAUUGGUGCCGGUCUUAAACGACAACAUGAUGAAGCCUUUGGUCAUCAUCAUCAACAUUAUCAUCAAGCCCAUGGUCAACAUAGUGAUUCAAUAACGCCAUCAUCACCUCCACCAUCAAUGACAACAAUGAUCACGAUGAAUGGCCACAAUACUUUACAUCAGAUGCCAACAACACCGAACAACAAUAGUAUGGUUGCAUCACCGACUUCAUCAUCAUAUAGUGAUUUUGGUUCUGCAUGUAAAGAAGAGAUGAGCCCAUCGAACAGUGUAAAUGGUUAUACAAAUGUGGAUAGUUUAGGCGGUGAUCCAAAAAAGAAAAAAGGACCAGUACCAAGACAACAAGAAGAAUUGUGUUUAGUAUGCGGUGAUCGAGCUUCGGGAUAUCAUUAUAAUGCAUUAACCUGUGAAGGCUGUAAAGGAUUUUUCCGCCGUAGCAUUACUAAGAAUGCUGUAUAUCAGUGCAAAUAUGGAAACAAUUGUGAGAUUGAUAUGUACAUGAGAAGAAAAUGUCAAGAAUGUCGUCUAAAAAAAUGUCUUUCGGUGGGCAUGAGGCCCGAAUGUGUUGUACCAGAAUAUCAAUGUGCGAUGAAACGUGAAGCAAAACGUGCUAUAAAAGAUAAAGAUAAACCUAAUUCCACCACCAAAGAAGGUCUUUCACCAAACAAUACACAGAUAAUGAUAAUUGAAGAGAAACAGCCAUUAACGCCAAUAAUGACAAAUAAUUGGAAUGGUUCACAAAAUGGUGAUGUGGAAAUUGCUCUAAAAUUAUCACUCGAACAAGAUGGUAUAAUCAAAAAACUAGUCUUUUAUCAAGACGAAUUUGAAUCGCCUUCUGGAGAAGAUAUUGAAAAGAUAGCGCCUUUUCCUUAUGGCGAAAAUGAAGAGGAUAAUAAAAGAAGGUUUCAACAUAUUACCGAAAUGACCAUUUUAACUGUGCAGCUUAUCGUUGAAUUCUCUAAACGUGUACCAUAUUUUGAUAAGUUGUUUCGUGAGGAUCAGAUAACACUUUUAAAGGCAUGCUCAAGCGAAGUAAUGAUGUUACGAUGUUCACGAAAAUACGAUAUCAAAACCGAUUCAAUUGUCUAUGCGAAUAAUCAACCAUAUACAAGACAAAACUAUAGCAGUGCAUGUAUAUCAUAUGUGGCGGAUACGUUAUUCAAUUUCUGUCGUCGAAUGCAUAUGCUCAAGGUUGAUAAUGCCGAAUAUGCUCUAUUGACUGCGAUUGUUAUAUUUAGUGAUCGACCACAAUUGCUUGAAGCACAUAAAGUGGAAGAAAUACAAGAAAAAUAUAUUGAAAUAUUACGCAUUUAUGUGGAAACUCGUCGUCCUCCGAACAAAUGCCAUUUCGCCAAAUUAUUAGGCAUAUUAACCGAAUUACGUACGUUGGGUAAUAUCAAUUCGGAAAUGUGUGUAUCACUCAAAGUACAAAACAAAAAAUUACCAGCAUUUUUGGCCGAAAUAUGGGACAUACAAGAUUCGUGAACAAUGUAAAAGAAAGAAGAAAGAGAGUACGAAAAAAGAUAAUGAAAGAAUUGGAAACGGACAUUUCUGGUUGUUAUUAUUCGAACAUCCUUCACCAUCAAAUCAUGUUUAUACAAACACAACCAUCAUCACAUUCUUUCUCUAUUUUUCUUUCUUUUUUUUCAAUUUAUCGACCUCAAAUCUUAUCUCAUGGAUCAUCAUCACAAAUCGUGCUGUUUCAUUGCGGAUACGGAAUCUCUUUCUCUAUCUUUAUUUCUCGUUAAAUCUUCAUUUAUAGAGUCACAUAAACAGAUUAUACAUACACACACGGGAUUUUGAAAAAAAAACUUGGUUUCAUCAUCUAACUCAAAUUCAUCAAAUAUUGCUAUUUCGGGACCUUUUGCGAUUUAUUUUUUUUCUGGUUUUUUUCACUUUUGUCAAUCUUUUCUGUUCAGUUUAUUAUUAUUAUUAUUAUUUGGUGCCUAAUUCAUCUUUGUCAUCAUCGUCAUCAUCAUCAUCACUUCCGUUGUUUUUUCUUCUUCAAAUAUUACAAGAUUUUAUCUCUUUUCAUGAAUUUCUCGAAUUUUUAUUGCCGUAUUAUUCAGACAAAACGAAACAACAUACACACAUAAAUUGAUGCGCUACAUUAGAGUUUGGUGAUUUUGGCAUGCAAAGAUAUUUUUUUUUCUUUCAAUUACCUCUCAUUUUUUGUUUUGUUUCAUCUCUAUUGUCAUCUGAUUCACAAACAAACACACACACACCAAACCAUUAAUCCAUUCAUCAUUUGAUUUAGUUUGUUUUCUUAAUUCUUUAUUUUGAAUAUUAUAUUAUUAUGAUUAUUUUGUGAACCCUCAAAAAAGAUUAUCUCUCAAAUUAAUCGUUUUUUAGUCAGUUGAAAGGAAAUCUUUUUGAUUUUUUUUGAUGAUGAUUACAAUUAAAUUUGGGAAGAGGGAUAAAUUUCACAUACAAACAAACAAACAAAAACAUCCACCCACACACACAGGAAAGAAAAACAAAUGAUCAAAUGAUGUGUAUGGACAACUUAGGAAAUUCAGCAGAUUUUUAUUUUUUUAAAAGUAAUAGAAAGAUGUGUCUGGAUAAAGCAAUAUACAA
This is a messenger RNA of Dermatophagoides pteronyssinus (European house dust mite), 3640 nucleotides long. Its product is annotated as ecdysone receptor-like. Gene Ontology annotation, molecular function: ecdysone binding; RNA polymerase II cis-regulatory region sequence-specific DNA binding; nuclear receptor activity. Lineage: Eukaryota; Metazoa; Arthropoda; Arachnida; Sarcoptiformes; Pyroglyphidae. The record is from RefSeq and is a predicted model, not a curated record. Gene Ontology annotation, biological process: positive regulation of transcription by RNA polymerase II; cell differentiation; ecdysone receptor signaling pathway. Gene Ontology annotation, cellular component: RNA polymerase II transcription regulator complex; nucleus.